UGCACCGCCAGCCGCGACCAGCACCCAGCUCCAGCAGCCAGCUCCCGCAUCCACCGCCGGCCAGCUGCCUCGCUCUCUGCCCUGCCCUGCCCUGCCCGAGCCUGCACGCCCUUUGUUCGCGCGGCCCGCCGUCCAUGAUAGCGCACACCUCGACGACGUCACGCCCCCGACCCCCGCCGUCGCCCCAGAGCCCCCUCCUGCCAGCGUCGACUGCUGCCCCUGCCGCUCUGUGAAUAGCUUGUGAAGAUGCCCAAGGACAGCGACGUGCCGGUGCCCGGGCCUGCGCGCCUCGCAAAGGGCGCCGGGCCUGACGAGUGGCUCGAGCAGGCCAAGCAGUGCAAGUACCUGCCCGAGGCCGACAUGAAGCGUCUGUGCGAGAUCGUCAAGGAGUGCCUCAUGGAGGAAUCAAACAUCCAGCCCGUCCGCACCCCCGUCACCGUCUGCGGCGACAUCCACGGCCAGUUCUACGACCUGCUCGAGCUGUUCCGCGUCGCCGGCGGCAUGCCCAGCGACGCUCCCACGGCCCCCAUAAGCGUGCCCGUAGCCCUGCCCAAGAAGAUCAACCCCGCCGACCUCGAGCCGCCCACCAGCAUCACAGAUCCAAAAGUAAAGCGCAAGAUGAAGAGGCGCUUCCAGCGCGACCCAAACUACAUAGGACCAGCGAGUCCUCCAGAAGGCGACGAAGAGGUUGACGACGAAGAGGAGGAAGAGCGGGGCCGAAGCAGGAGUGUCAAUGACCGCCGCAGUUUUGGGUCAACAUCAGACGCAGGCGAGACGCGAAACACGGUCGUCGGCAACGGCCAGCAGAACUUUGUUUUCCUCGGCGACUUUGUAGACCGAGGGUACUUCAGCCUGGAGACGUUUACACUCCUGAUGUGUUUGAAAGCAAAAUUCCCCGACAGGGUAACACUCGUCCGCGGAAACCACGAGUCGAGGCAAAUCACCCAAGUGUACGGCUUCUACGAGGAGUGCCAGACCAAGUACGGCAACGCCUCCGUCUGGAAAGCUUGCUGUCAAGUCUUCGACUUCCUCGCGCUAGCCGCCAUUGUAGACGGCAAGGUCCUGUGCGUACACGGCGGACUGAGCCCGGAGAUCCGCACACUAGACCAGAUCCGCGUCGUUGCGCGGGCCCAGGAGAUCCCCCACGAGGGCGCCUUCUGCGAUCUCGUCUGGAGCGACCCCGAGGAAGUCGACACAUGGGCUGUAUCGCCGCGAGGAGCGGGAUGGCUGUUUGGCGAUAAAGUGUCUUCGGAGUUCAACCACGUAAACGGUCUCCAGCUCAUCGCCCGCGCGCAUCAACUCGUCAACGAAGGCUACAAGUACCACUUCAAAAACAAAGACGUCGUCACCGUCUGGUCCGCCCCCAACUACUGCUACCGCUGCGGAAAUGUCGCCUCCAUCAUGAACCUCGGCGAAGACCUCAAGCAGGAAUUCCAAAUCUUCAGCGCUGUCCCCGAUCAUCGGCGCGCUGUGCCUGCUGGCCGUGGUGGGCGGGGAGAGUAUUUUUUGUAGGCGAGAUGUCAUGAUCGAUUAUGUCGAUGAUGGGAGAUGGGUUGGGUUGGGUUGGGUGGGGAUUGUGCGACUCCUUGCACUGCUUUGGCGGUGGCGUGGAAGAUAUGCCUCGUUUUUGUCUGCAUGGAAGGGAGGGGAAAGUAGGAGGGGUUGUUUGGGAAAG
Dothidotthia symphoricarpi CBS 119687 is the source of this 1675-nucleotide messenger RNA. RefSeq names its product serine/threonine protein phosphatase-like protein. Gene Ontology annotation, molecular function: protein serine/threonine phosphatase activity. Gene Ontology annotation, biological process: peptidyl-serine dephosphorylation; G1/S transition of mitotic cell cycle. Gene Ontology annotation, cellular component: cytoplasm. The transcript has 5 exons. The record is from RefSeq and is a predicted model, not a curated record. The coding region runs from base 247 to 1512 and encodes 421 amino acids. NCBI's taxonomy places the organism in Eukaryota, Fungi, Ascomycota, Dothideomycetes, Pleosporales, Dothidotthiaceae.